Molecule: messenger RNA, 195 nt
Organism: Lentinula edodes (shiitake mushroom)
Lineage: Eukaryota; Fungi; Basidiomycota; Agaricomycetes; Agaricales; Omphalotaceae
Exons: 2
Coding region: 1-195 (64 amino acids)
Source: RefSeq, a predicted model, not a curated record
AUGUUCGAUCUUCCAGAGUCCACCAAUUUGCUAUCAGCCGGAUUUAAUCGUUACUUCAUCGCAUACGAUGACAAGCCUCACAACUGUCUAUUUGCCACUCAGGUUUUUGGGUCUCCGCUCAAGGAAGGCGAUGCGUUGGAUGUCGGGUAUCGCCCACGCUCAGGCACUGUAUUCUAUGGAACAGACGGAAAAUGA